AUGCAUUCCUUUUGUUUUUGGCUUUCCUCCGCACUUGCCCUUGUGGCGACAGUGCAAGGUCAAGGAAACACCAGCAACGCUGAGAGAGUUGAUGCUGCUCUUGCCGCUCUUACUGUUACCAACCUUGAAGACGUCCGCGGCAACCUUCACCUGCCCACAAUUUCGAAUGGGUUUGCCGUCAACUGGGAGAGUAAUCAUUCCUCCGUCAUCUCUAUCGAUGGAAUUGUCAAUAGACAGUUGACAGACACUCCCGUCGCACUUAUAGCAUCAAUCGACUAUGAAGGGGUUUCCCAGACACGCGAGCUGUUCGCUUCAGUGCACAAAGCUGCAGCACUUGGCUCGUUUGAGGGCUAUGCGUUCUCUUACUUUACUGGAAACUCACUCGCUGGCGAAAACAUUUUCUUUGCGGCCAGUGAUAGCAAUAAUGCAUUGGAGUGGACCGAGUUGAACGGCGGCCAGCCAGUUCUCACCUCAUCAUACGGCACCAAGGGAUUGCGAGACCCUUUUCUCAUUCGGUCGCCAGAGGGUGAUACUUUUUACCUCAUCGCCACGGAUCUAUCUAUUGGCUCUGGAACCUCUUGGGGUGAUGCCGUGCGCAUCGGUAGCCGCUACCUUGAAGUUUGGGAGUCUCAUGACCUCAAGACCUGGUCUGAGCAACGCCACAUUCUGGUCUCUCCACCUGAGGCUGGAAACACAUGGGCCCCUGAAGCCUACUACGACGACGAGCUUGGUGCUUACCUGGUAUUCUGGGCUUCGUCGCUUUACGAGGCCACUGAUGUCAACCGUACAGGCAGCACCUACCACCGCAUGCUUUACGCGACGACUCGCGACUUCGUUACUUUCAGCGAGACCUCAGUGUGGCAGGACGCUGGGAUGUCGAGAAUCGACUCAACUGUAAUCAAGUCCGCGGAUACCUACUACCGCUUCACCAAAGACGAAGGUGCCAGCGGUACAGGGUGCAGUGACAUCAUUCAGGAGAGUUCGGCUUCUCUUCGAGCCACCUUAGAGUCGUGGACCAUCAUCGAUUCAUGCAUCGGCAAGAAAGCCGGUACCAGCGCCGUCGAGGGGCCAACUGCCUUCAAGUCUAACCCAAAUGAUGUUCAUGGUGAAAAGUUCUACCUUUUUGUCGAUGAGUACGGCGGUCGCGGUUACAUUCCACUUGAGACUGCCGACAUUGGUAACCCCGACUGGAAGGUCUCGGCCUCUUACAAUUUGCCGUCCAGCCCACGGCACGGAACCGUCAUCCCAGUCACUGCUGCUGAGCGUGCUAGUUUGACGGAGGCCGCGCCGGCCCGUAGAGCUGUUAACGCUGAUGGAGAAAUUCUUCGCUACGACUUUACGACAGUCGACGGCGCACAACUCCAGGAUGCUUCAGGCAACGGCAAUCACGCUGUGAUUAAUGGUGGAGCCACUAUUGUGGACGGCGCCCUCAGCUUUGACGGCGUAGACGAUUUCGUUCAGCUCCCUGAUAACAUUAUCUCUGGUGUCGAAGACAUUGCAAUUGAGACUUGGGCCCUUCUAGAUUCCUCCCAACAAACUCCCUAUUUCAUCUAUGGGAUUGGCAAUACAGUGUCUGGUAAUGGCAACGGCUACAUUUUUACUACUGGAAGCCCCUACAGAGGUAGCAUUGCUACCGGCAACUGGACGACUGAGCAGACCGCAGCAUCCAGCUCUUCACUGCCACAAGACACCUGGCUACAUUUGGUGUACACGAUUUCAGGACGUACUUCCGCAAUCUACCUGAACGGCUACGAGGUGGCUCGCAACGAGGAUGUAAAUGUCGACCCAAAGAAUAUCGGCCAAGGCGUCACGACAGCCAACUACAUUGGCAAGUCUCUCUACUCGAGCGACAAACUGUUCAAGGGUCAAAUUCGCGAGUUUGCCAUUUUCAAUAGAUCUCUGACAGCGGCUGAGAUUCUCUCUCGCUCUGGUAAUGUCGGAGCGAUUACAGAAGUGUCUCUUGCAGACGCUUCUGCUCUCAAGGUCCCAGCCAUCAUCAACACGACUGCCGGUAAGGUCUUAUUCCCGGUCAAGUCUGGCAUCGAUGUAACCGCCCUUGCACCGACAUUCACCACAGCCGAGGGCGUGACUUCUUCCCCAUCCUCUGGCACCAUUGUUGAUCUUACUGCCGAAGUCAAGUACGUCUUGAAGAAGGAUGAUGAGACUGUUGCAGAGUGGACCGUCAGCGCUGUUGAGAUGCGCAGUCCUGUCCUGCCUGGUCUCUACGCCGACCCCAAUGCUGCGGUCUUCAACGGCGUGUAUUACAUCUAUGUGACCACCGACGGUGUUCCGGGAUGGGGAGGAAACACUUUCUACGCGUGGAAGUCUACCGAUCUCGUCACUUGGACUCGCGGAGAGGAACCUUUCCUAACCCUCGAUGGUGCGAAUGGCAAUGUUCCCUGGGCCACCGGUAAUGCAUGGGCGCCUACUAUUGCUGAGCGCAACGGGAAGUACUACUUUUACUUCAGUGGCCAAAACGCAGCUUUGGACACGAAGACCAUCGGUGUCGCGGUAGCCGACACUCCCGAAGGCCCUUUCACUGCUCAGCCUGAGGCCAUGAUCCUUAACAACGAGGCCAUCACUGCGUCUCAAGCUAUCGACCCUGCAGCCUUCCAUGACCCUGUCUCCGGAAAAUACUACAUCUUAUGGGGUAACGGUCGUGCUCUUGUGGCCGAACUAAACGAAGACAUGGUCUCUGUCAACUGGGACACGCUCCAGGCCAUCAGCGGCCUAGUUGACUUCCGGGAAGGCGUCUUCUUGGUUUACCGCGACGGUCUUUAUCAUCUUACAUAUUCCAUCGAUGACACCGGUUCGGAGAACUAUCGUGUCGGUUAUGCCACAUCCGAAUAUGUCGCUGGACCCUGGACAUACCAUGGUGUGAUUCUGCAGAAGGAUCCAUCUCAAGGAAUCCUCGGUACAGGUCACAACUCCAUGUUCAGCGUUCCUGGCACCGAUGAUUGGUACAUUGUCUACCAUCGGUUCGCCAUCCCUGGCGGCGGUGGAUACAGACGUGAAACCACCAUCGACCGCGUCACUUUCGACCCUGAGACGGGCUUGAUCAACCCAGUUAUCCCUACGCUCACCAGUGUUGAACCAGAAACCGUGCCUCAGAAGUUCCGCCGUGUAUCUCGAGUGAUGCGUCUUUGA
Colletotrichum spaethianum is the source of this 3147-nucleotide messenger RNA. Its product is annotated as Y+L amino acid transporter 2. The transcript has a single exon. Lineage: Eukaryota; Fungi; Ascomycota; Sordariomycetes; Glomerellales; Glomerellaceae. Gene Ontology annotation, biological process: carbohydrate metabolic process. Bases 1 to 3147 code for a protein of 1048 amino acids. Gene Ontology annotation, molecular function: hydrolase activity, hydrolyzing O-glycosyl compounds. The record is from RefSeq and is a predicted model, not a curated record.